GCACAUGGAGCAGCAAGUCAAGAGAGGAGGCAUGGCCCCCUGUGGCUGGUGGAGAAAUGCAGUCAUAGGUAUCACUGCCUGAACUUGAAGAGUGGACCAGGUGGAAAUCAGGUCACAGAGCUGUUCAGGAAGAUGCAGAGACUGGUGACAGAAAAUAGUCACAGCUGUUUUAAAAUGGAGGGACUGCUUUUACAAGAGGUGGAGGAAAAGAAGAGGAUAGUGGAGCAAAGGGCUCAGCAGAGAUUGAUGAAGAUGCAGAAACAGAGAUCUCUGCUCAAUGGGGAGUCAUGUCAUCUCUCCGAAAUCAGAGUCAUGCUGCUUGGAGCUCGGGGCUCAGGGAAGAGUUCAGCAGGAAACACCAUCCUGGGUCAAGGAGGAAGCUUUGAGGUCAGAAGGAGAACAGUGCAAUGGAUGGUGGGAGCAGGUGAUGUUGCCGGGAGACAAGUCACUGUGGUGGACACUCCAGGCUGGUGGAUGAAUUACUUCUCUCAGGAUAGUCCUGUUUUUGACAGACACUACACACUAUCUCCUGUAUCUCUUUGCUCCCCUGGUCCACAUGCCCUCCUGCUGAUGGUGCGUGUGGACCGGUCCUUCACAGGGACCUACAGGAGAGCUGUGCAGGAGCACCUAGAGCUCAUCACAGACGCAGUCUGGGCUCACAUCAUCGUCCUGUUCAACUUUGGGGACUGGCUGGGAGACACAACCAUCGAGCAGCACAUUGAGAGUGAGGGGGAGGCCCUCCAGUGGCUUGUGGAGAAGUGUGGCAACAGGUAUCAUGUCCUCAACAAUAGAAGCAACUCAGGAUUUCAGGUUACGGAACUGAUGAGAAAGAUUGAGGAACUGAUGUCAUUCAACAGCAGUAGUUACUGUAAGAUUGAGGGUGGGAUUCUGCAGGAGAAGAGGAGGGAAGAACAGAAAAGAGCAGGGGAGAGACUGACGAGGAGGCAGAAACAAAGAGAGACUGCCAGAUCUCUAUUAGGGGAGCUCUACUGUCCCUCAGAGCUGAGAAUAAUGCUGCUGAGUGGCCGCAACACAGGCAGGAGCUCUGCUGGAAACACCAUCCUGGGCAGAGGCACUUUAAACCUCUGGGGUAACUGUGGUCCUGGUGGUUGUGAAUGUGAGCUCCUCCUUCAGCCACACUGUCUGGAGAACAGCAGAAAAACACCUGGAGUGCCUCGGAGAGAAAGUAUGGAAUAUAAGUCACUGUCUUUCAUAGUAGAGGAGGAUGACUGUCUCACCAGCAACAGCCCAGAGCUGAAUGAUGUUGGGGAGGAUCUUGUAAAUAAUGGUGACCAGGAGGUGCUGUCAUCCAUUGACAAGAAGCUGUCUAAGCUGGACAUCCUGGAAGGCAUGCAGAGAGACUUGCUGGACCUCAGACAGAGUCUGGAUCGCAGCUGUGACAUCAUACAGGAACUCAGUGACAAAAGUAAAGCAACACAGAAGCCUGCUGUUCCCUCUGAUGCAGGGGAGGCAGAAGUGGAGGAAAGUUGCUAG
Molecule: messenger RNA, 1494 nt
Organism: Oncorhynchus tshawytscha (Chinook salmon)
Lineage: Eukaryota; Metazoa; Chordata; Actinopteri; Salmoniformes; Salmonidae
Product: GTPase IMAP family member 4-like
Exons: 4
Coding region: 133-1494 (453 amino acids)
Molecular function (GO): GTP binding
Source: RefSeq, a predicted model, not a curated record